UUACCUCAGUUGACUCUUAUCGUAGUUCCACUCAUCGUCACACUUUCCAUCAGACUUUCCAGGGAGUUGUUUCCCUCCAGCAGUCAUGCUCAAGUUUAUUGUCGCCCUCGUGGUGGCGUUGGCUGUCACGGAGGCAGUGAAGUUACAUCCAAGCAAAAUUAAAUUCGCCAGGAAACAAGCUUUAACCAAACGGCAAGCUGGGACAACUUGUGCCGAAAACCAGUUUAUGUGUGAGUCCGGGGAGUGCAUCCUAGCGGAGUGGGCGUGCGACACUCAAGCCGACUGUUCUGAUGGGUCCGACGAAAAAGACUGUCAAUGCAUGUGCAGAGGUGAGCACAAGUUUCAAUGCAGUAACGGUAAAUGUGUUCCGACGUCCUUCAUCUGCGAUGCGUUUGACGAUUGCGGCGAUGGAAGCGACGAGGUGGACUGCCACAUGAACACCUGUAGACCUGGGCAGGUGCAGUGUGACAGCCACAGGUGUAUCGAGGAACACUACUUGUGUGAUGGCUUCAACGACUGCGGCACUGGCUGGGAUGAAAGGACUGUGAAGCUACUGCCUGCAGACCCUGGCAAGUUAACUGUCCUGGCACCACCAUUUGCAUCGACCCCACGUGGAAGUGUGAUGGCGACAACGACUGUGGCAACGGAUGGGACGAGAGCGACUGUGAAUCGUGCCCCAGAGAAGGUUACGUGCUAUGUGCUGGCUCCACCAAGUGUGUGCACGAAACCUGGUUCUGCGACGGGUGGGCACACUGUCCGGGUGGAUAUGAUGAGGCCAACUGUGAACCAAAAAGAUGCAACGAGACUACAGAGUUCACCUGGGACAACUUGUGCCGAAAACCAGUUCUUGUGCACUUCCGGUGAGUGCAUCCUAGCGGAGUGGGCGUGCGACACACAAGCCGACUGUGAGGAUGGGUCCGACGAAAAAGACUGUCAAUGCAUGUGUAGAGGUGAGCACAAGUUUCAGUGUGAUAACGGUAAAUGUAUCUCAACGUCCUUUGUCUGCGAUGCUCAUGACGACUGUGGCGAUGGAAGCGAAGAGGUGGACUGCCACUUGAGAACCUGUAAACCCGGGCAGGUGCGAUGUGACAACCACAAGUGCAUCGAUGACCACCAUCCUGGCAAGUACUUUGCCCGGGCACCACCAUUUGCAUCGACGCCACGUGGACGGUGUGAUGGCGACGACGACUGUGGUAACGGAUGGGACGAGAGCAACUGUGAAACCUGCCCCAGGGUGGGUUACGUCCUUUGCGCUGGCACCACGAAGUGUAUUCCCUCGGACUGGGUCUGCGAUGGCUGGGCACACUGCCCCGGGGGUACUGAUGAGGAGAACUGUGCUGACCUCCACCCUACCACGUGUCGUAACCGGAUGACGUUGCAGGGGUGCGUGGUGAUGAACGACACCAUCACUCCUAUCUGUCUGGACGACGAGCUGGGCUUCAAGUACUGCCGCCAUUACUGCAACCUGUGUCUACCCGGCGAUUCGACUGCUUCGAUGGGCGCCGACGAGCGUGACUGUCCGUGUGAGUGUGGCGGCGAGCACCAGUUCAAGUGUCACAGCGGCCCGUGUAUCCCCGCCAAACACGUCUGCGACGGUGACGACGACUGCGGUGACAACAGCGACGAGACCGACUGUGUUAUAGACCCAGGCACCUGUGGCACUGGCCAGGUGCAGUGCGACAACUACAAGUGCGUGGAGGUGACAUGGGUGUGCGACGGGGACGAUGACUGCGGCGACGGGUGGGACGAGCGGGACUGCGGAGGAACGUGCAAUUCCUACAUGUUUCACUGCGCUGCAGGUGAUCGGUGUGUGCCCUCCAGCUACAGGUGUGACAUGAUCAGGGACUGUCCUGACGGAAGUGACGAACUGAACUGUGAGUGCGAUGCCACCCACUGGCAGUGCGGCACCGGACGGUGUAUCUUCCACACAUGGCGGUGCGACGGUGCUGACGACUGUGGCGAUAACUCUGACGAAGUUAACUGCCCCACUAUCCACCCCGCCCACUGCAUCGACCAUCUCUCCAUCCGCGACUGCAUCCUUCUGAACGAGACGACGAGGCCAAUCUGUCUGCACGACGAGCACGGCUUCAAGUUCUGCCGCAAGUUCUGCAACCACUGCCAGGACUAGAGCGGUUGUCUCCCUUCGUCAUCUCCAUAUUGCAGGACAACUACAGAUGUUUGUGACAGUGAAGGCCGUGGUGGCAUGAAAAAAGACCGUAGUUUCCAGCCUGUAGACUGCCUUGAGUUGCUCAUUAAAACUCAAAUGUUUAGUCCGUAGCUACAGUCGCGAAAAAAAA
Pomacea canaliculata is the source of this 2297-nucleotide messenger RNA. Its product is annotated as low-density lipoprotein receptor-related protein 2-like. Bases 86 to 2128 code for a protein of 680 amino acids. The transcript has 19 exons. The record is from RefSeq and is a predicted model, not a curated record. Gene Ontology annotation, molecular function: protein binding. NCBI's taxonomy places the organism in Eukaryota, Metazoa, Mollusca, Gastropoda, Architaenioglossa, Ampullariidae.